Molecule: messenger RNA, 447 nt
Organism: Ambispora gerdemannii
Lineage: Eukaryota; Fungi; Glomeromycota; Glomeromycetes; Archaeosporales; Ambisporaceae
Source: the annotation of a GenBank genome assembly
AAAGAUCUCUCACACACUAUUCAACUACAUCCUUCCUUCUUUGGACCAAACAUGGAUGACUUUCUAAAGAGAAAACUUCACUCGGACGUGGAAGGCACUUGUACCGGACGGUUUGGAUACAUAAUUAAUGUACUUACCGUAAAGGAAAUCUCGAAAGGGAAGGUAUUGCCGUCUAUAGGACUGGCAGAAUUUACUGUCAAAUAUCAAGCCAUUGUGUUUAAACCCUUUAAACAUGAAGUAGUUGAUGGGACGGUGACAUCAGUUAACAAGUUAAUUCCCACCGAUAUGAAGUUUAAUCCAUACAUAAAUCCGCCAGCCUUCUCCGAUGAGAACAAUACAAUCGAGAAAGGUAGCAACUGUAGAAUUAAAAUUGUGGGAACACGAUUUGAUGCAACCGAUAUAUUUGCGAUCGGUACUAUCAAAGAGGAUUUUUGUGGAAUAUUGUAG